This is a messenger RNA of Aspergillus puulaauensis, 2256 nucleotides long. RefSeq lists its product as uncharacterized. Lineage: Eukaryota; Fungi; Ascomycota; Eurotiomycetes; Eurotiales; Aspergillaceae. The record is from RefSeq and is a predicted model, not a curated record. The transcript has 3 exons. The coding region runs from base 1 to 2256 and encodes 751 amino acids. Gene Ontology annotation, molecular function: inositol hexakisphosphate 3-phosphatase activity.
AUGCAGUUGUCGCGCUCAAUUAGCCUCAUUCUCGCCCUAUGCGUAGGCGCAAUCGCAGCUACCUCUCCAGUUCGAACGGCCAACCUACCCAUCUCGGCCCUGACAAACGAGGUCGAUUCCGACCAGUCGGUCGUGUAUUACGGGGGAAGUCUGAAUAAUUCCUUGCUAAUCGGAAAUGACGGCGGCGCUGCAACGGGUGGAAUUCGCAGCUUCGGCUUCACACACAACCUAACCCUAACACAGACCGCGCACGUCAGACCAGGCCGAACAAAGGCCGUGGGUGUGCUGUACGAUAUCGAUGCCCGGGGAAAAGAUGUAAUUGUUUCAAUCGCUGCCCCGGACUCUUUCAUCCGGCUGUUCGAUGUAAACGGUAUGAGGGAGGUUCCUGUCCAGAAGAAAGCGCUUGGGGAUUGGUCGUGUCUGUGUACGUGGGGGGAUUACUUCUUUCUUUUUGGGAAGAAGGUCGCGAUGCAGUUCUUGGUUAGGGAGAGUCGCGGAAACGUGGAAAUACUCGAGAUUCAAACGUUUCCACUGCCCGUGGAACCGAGCUCUUGUGCUGUCGCGGAUCAAGACAAUACUGUCUAUUUUGCCGGAGAAGACGAGACGCUCUAUUCAUUUACAGCUGCGGAGUCCACAGCAAGCCCAGAUAUAGAAAUCAUCGGACAAGUCACCGACGAGAUAACAAGACUGGCUGUCUACAUAUCAGACGCAGACACCCACUCCAUCCUCGUAUCCCAAACAGACACGAUCGAAGUCUACACACCAGACCUGCAACUGAAAGGCUCUUUAUCAAUAACCGGAUCAGAAGACAUCGAAAUCUCCGGCCUAUCAAUCCACCAAGCCAAUUCAACACAAUACCCAUACGGCCUGCUAAGCUUCGCCAUCGAAUCAGACCUAGGAACCGGGUACGGCACUGCCUCGCUCGAGCCAGCAUUUCAACAACUUCCCUUGAAGCCAAAUACAUCAUAUACCCCUCGAAAAACACACUCACCCCAUCCAGCCCCAGCCCAGAAUGGCUUCACGAACACAAACGGGACACUCUCGUGUUUCGCCGGCUUCACCGGUCCACAAUGCAAGACACCCACCUGUGCUAACGCCUGCUCAUCAAACGGAUCCUGCAUCGGACCCAACGAAUGCCUCUGCACCCCCCCACGGGCCGGACCAGACUGUUCCUGGAUCGGCGUCUCAGCAACAUACGAAACCGCCGCGAACGGAGGCGACGGCGACGACCCCGCGAUCUGGAUUUCCCCAGCAAACGACAAAAAUAAAUCAACUAUCAUCACGACCACAAAGUCCGAGAUCGGGGCCGGGCUGGCUGUGUUUGACCUAAGGGGCAAUUUUCUCCAGACGGUUUCUGCGGCAGAGCCGAAUAAUGUUGAUGUUGUUUAUGGGGUUCAACUCGGGGAGAGGAUGGUGGAUCUGGCUUUUGCGGCGUGUCGGGGGGAUGAUACGCUUUGUUUCUUCGAAAUCACACCCACCGGCCACCUAAAGUCCAUCCGCGGCGGAAACCAGCCUACACCGGAAGACUUCACCGUCUACGGCUCAUGCACCUACCGCUCCCCAAAGUCCGGGAAGCAGUAUGUAUUCGUGAAUGAGAAGUCCGGCCGGUAUCUGCAGUACGAGCUCCAUGCUUCAGCUGGCAAUAACGGCACUGCACUAUCCACAACCCUAGUCCGGUCUUUCAUUGGCGGCUCCGGCGGACAGCCUGAGGGCUGUGUGGCGGAUGAAGAGAACGGGUGGUUGUUUGUUGGUGAAGAGGCGCUGGGUGUAUGGCGGUAUGAUGCUGAGCUAGGACCGGAACCAGACACAAAUAUAGAUGAAUCUGCGAAUGGGACUCUAAUCGCCAAAGUCGGCGACUCGCUGUACGCAGACGUCGAAGGUCUCUCUCUCCUGUACGGCAAGACACCCGAUCAAGGGCUGCUGGUUGUAUCGUGCCAGGGGGUGAGUGCGUUCUCGGUCUUGCGGCGGGCGACGCCGCAUGAGCAUGUCCUUACGUUUACGAUUGGGGAGUCUGAGGAUGGGGCUGUUGAUGGGGUGACGAAUACCGAUGGGGUGGCUGGGGUUGGGACGCGGCUGAAUGGGGAUUUCCCUGCGGGGUUGCUGGUUGUUCAUGAUGAUGCGAAUCAGCUGCAGGGGGGUGGGACGGCGGAGCUGGCGAGCUUUAAGCUGGUUAGUCUUGGGGAUGUGCUGGGGGCUGGGGAGGUGGGAGGCGAGGUUGAUACGGAGUGGGAUCCUAGGUUGGCAUCGUAUACUUAG